AUGGAAAACACUCGAGUGUUUGUCAGUGGGCUCCCGCCUACUUGCUCAAAUGAUCAGCUUCGCAAUCAUUUUGCUGCUCGCUUUCAAGUCACAGAUGCUCAUGUCCUCCCAAAACGUCGUAUGGGCUUUGUCGGCUUCAAAAGCAAUGAAGUAGCUCAGGAAGCAGUCAAAUACUUCAACAAGACUUUCUUAAAGAUGUCCAAGAUCUCGGUAGAUAUUGCUCGACCGAUUGAUUCCAACCCUGCUGAGAGGGCCCAUCCUACACGGAGACGUGACAAUGCCAAUGACAUCCCGUUGGACAAUGCACUGAAGCGCAAGAGGGAUACUGAAAAGGAUCCUAAGCUACAGGAGUACCUCUCAUUGAUGCAAUCCGGAAAGACUCGAACAUGGGCAAACGAUGAUACCCUAGCACAGGCAUCGGCGGAAUCCGCGGCAGCGGCCAUUAAUCGACCCACCCAAGAGACCAAAGUUGUGGAAGAAGUGCCUUCCCAGCCUAAGAAAGCCCGCAUCCAAGAAAACUCGACCCCUGCCAGUACUGAGGUACCUGAGCCCAUGGUCGUAGACCACAGCGGAGAGGAUGGGAAGGAGGAGACCUCGGAUCAAGCUGAGGAAGAGACUGGCCCUGUGUCAGACAUGGACUGGCUUCGAUCAAAGACGAGUCGUCUUCUGGGUCUCCUGGACGAGGAUGAGCAGGCUGAGUUCGAAGAGCGCAAAGCAGACGAGCCAAUUAAGUCUCGGAGUCCCAGCGUGGAUGAAUCUCGUAGUGCACAAAUCGAACGUAUCAGUUCUCCUCCGCCCGCGACUAAUGUUGAUGAAGUUGAUGAGCCAGUUGAAGAUGCAGAUGAACCUGAAGAGGAUGAAAUAUCUCCUGAACAGGCCAAGAACAUUGAGUUGAUUCGGUCAUCUGCUCGAUUGUUCCUGAGGAAUCUGUCUUACGAGUUGACCGAGGCAGACCUUCAGCCCCUGUUUACUCCAUUCGGCAAAACUGAAGAGACCAGCAAAGGCUUUGCCUACGUGCAGUAUCAUGAUGCCGAUGCUGCCGUAGAGGCUUACCGAGCUCUCGACGGAAAACAUUUCCAGGGCCGCCUUUUGCAUAUCCUUCCUGCUGCGGCUAAGAAGAGUUACAAGAUUGACGAAUAUGAGCUUUCCAAGCUUCCUUUGAAAAAGCAGAAGGAGAUCAAGCGUAAAAAGGAUUCUACUUCUUCAUCAUUCAGUUGGAACUCUCUUUACAUGAAUGCCGAUGCUGUUAUGUCUUCCGUCUCUCAGAGACUCGGUAUUUCCAAGGCUGAAUUGCUGGACCCGACCUCAUCUGAUGCUGCUGUGAAGCUGGCACAUGCUGAGACGCAUGUUAUCCAAGAAACCAAGGCCUACUUUGCUUCCAAUGGAGUGAACAUUGACGCCUUCAAGGGUCGUGAGCGAGGAAACACAGCCAUCUUGGUCAAGAACUUUUCCUAUGGAGUCAAAUCCAGUGAUUUGAGGUCUUUGUUUGAGCCAUACGGUACAAUCAUUCGACUGCUGAUGCCUCCAAGUGGCACCAUCGCCAUUGUGGAAUUCGGGAAACCGGAUGAAGCACAAAAAGCGUUCAAGGGCCUUGCAUACCGCAAAGUGGGUGAUUCCAUUCUCUUCUUGGAGAAGGCGCCAAAGAACCUGUUUGAUGGCACAGCGACCCCUCAGGCUUCUGUACCUGAGAUUCGGGGCAAGGGUCAGGGAUUCUCUACUGCCGAUACUUUCGCUGCAGAUGAACCCGAAGUAAACACUGUCACUUCAACACUUUUCGUAAAGAAUCUGGACUUUGCGACCACCAACGAGAAGUUCUUGGAGACCUUCAAGCCACUGGAUGGUUUCGUUACUGGACGCAUCAAGACCAAGCCCGACCCAAAACGUCCUGGACAGACCCUCAGCAUGGGUUUCGGUUUCGUAGAAUUCAGAUCCAAGGCCCAGGCCCAAGCAGCACUCGCAGCCAUGAAUGGUUACAAGUUAGACCAGCACGAACUUCUCAUCCGUGCCUCUCACAAGGGCAUGGAUGCCGCGGAGGAGCGGAGACGGGACGACAAUGCCAAGAAGAUUGCGGCGAGAAGAACCAAGAUCAUCAUCAAGAACUUGCCGUUCCAGGCCACCAAGAAAGAUAUUCGGUCGCUGUUUGGUGCGUAUGGUCAAUUGCGGUCAGUCCGUGUACCUCAAAAAUUCGAUCGCUCAGCUCGUGGUUUCGGUUUCGCCGAUUUUAUCAGUGCUCGCGAGGCGGAAAAUGCCAUGGACGCGUUGAAAAACACACAUUUGUUGGGUCGACGAUUGGUGUUGGAAUUCGCAAACGAGGAGUCUGUCGAUCCCGAGGAGGAGCUCGCGAAGCUAGAGAAGAAGGUAGGAGAGCAGGUGGAAAGGGUCAAGCUCCAACAACUUACCGCUUCCAGUGGACGCAAAAAGUUCACUGUAGGGGCUCAGGAGAACGACGAAGCAUGA
This is a messenger RNA of Penicillium malachiteum, 2457 nucleotides long. It is a transcript of the gene mrd1, whose product is annotated as RNA-binding ribosome biosynthesis protein MRD1. The coding region runs from base 1 to 2457 and encodes 818 amino acids. Gene Ontology annotation, cellular component: cytosol. The record is from RefSeq and is a predicted model, not a curated record. The transcript is spliced from 4 exons. NCBI's taxonomy places the organism in Eukaryota, Fungi, Ascomycota, Eurotiomycetes, Eurotiales, Aspergillaceae. Gene Ontology annotation, molecular function: mRNA binding.